Molecule: messenger RNA, 797 nt
Organism: Hippocampus zosterae (dwarf seahorse)
Lineage: Eukaryota; Metazoa; Chordata; Actinopteri; Syngnathiformes; Syngnathidae
Product: lens fiber membrane intrinsic protein-like
Exons: 5
Coding region: 180-701 (173 amino acids)
Cellular component (GO): plasma membrane
Molecular function (GO): structural constituent of eye lens
Source: RefSeq, a predicted model, not a curated record
CGCCGCUAAAGAAUUUUGCCUCCAUCGACAGAAAAAAAGGCAGAGGAUAACUUUUUGGACUUGGGCCGCGCGGGUCCUCUUUCCACCUUUGCUCCCCUGCUGGCUUCAACUCUCGGUCGCUCUCGCUGCCUGAGGAAUUAAGGGGGCCCAGAGGAAGCCGUCGGAGGCUCUCGCUCACAAUGUACAGCUUCAUGGGAGGAGGGCUGUUUUGCGCCAUCGUGGGGAACAUCUUGCUGGUGGUCUCCACGGCCACCGACUAUUGGAUGCAGUACCGGUUGUCGGGCAGCUUUGCCCACCAGGGCCUGUGGCGCUACUGCAUGUCGGGAAAGUGUCACAUGCAGACAGACAGCAUCGCCUACUGGAACGCCACGCGCGCUUUCAUGAUCCUCUCGGCCAUGUCCUGUUUCGCCGGCAUCAUCGCGGGGAUCCUGUCCUUCGCUCACUUCUCGGCCUUCGAGAAGUUCAACCGCUCCUUCGCCGCCGGCAUCAUGUUCUUCGUGUCCACGCUGUUCGUGCUGCUGGCGAUGGCCAUCUACACGGGGGUGACCGUCAACUUCCUGGGCAAACGCUUUGGCGACUGGCGCUUCUCGUGGUCCUACAUCCUGGGAUGGGUGGCGCUGCUCAUGACCUUCUUUGCAGGUAUAUUCUACAUGUGUGCCUACAGGAUGCACGAGUGCAGAAGAGUGGCCGGCCCACGAUGAAGGAGCGGCACGAAGGGGCCGUCGAGCGCUACCGCUAACCGGGUGGAAAACACACAAGAGGACUUCAAAAAAGGAUAAAAUAAAAUCAAACGUGGG